CCCCCCUAAAAUUGGUAUCCUCAAAACACCUAAGUGUUUCUCUCUGCCACCAUCGUCUUCAUCAUCAUCUUCCCCUCUCUCCCUCUUUUUGCAUACAUCUCAGAAGAGCUCAUACUAAAUCAUAUUUUUCUCACCACGGCUCUUCUAAUAAAUUUUUCUUUCUUUCUUUUUUUUUUAGAUCCGUAUCUAGAUAUAGAUUACAGUCAUGUGGAUCUGAAAAUGGAAACCCAGGACCGAAAAUGGAUUACAGUCAUGUGCUUAAUCUUGAAGAAGGGAUAAAACCCUAGAAAAAAAAUGGGGGAAUCCACGAGGAUGAUUGAUAUGGAGAAGCUGAUAUCUUAUAGUGACGACCUGGUGGAGGUAUUGAAGGACAAAAGGGACAUUAACAUCUUGACGCAGUGUUUUCAGCACUUUAACGAUCUUCGCUCGCAUUGCGACGCUGAUUCCAACGAGGUUCAUCGAUUGCUUCGAGAAUAUGAUGAAAAGAUAGAAUCUUGCAAGAAGAAAACAGAAUAGGCAAAAUUAGAGGUUGCUGAUGGUGCUGAAAUGGAGUAUCUGCAGAAGGAAUACCAAGAAGAGCUUGAAAAAGAACGUGGACUUGAAGAGGAGCUUAGAUAAGUAUAUGACUUUUGAUAUAUAUAUUUAAUGUUUUGGUGUUAUGGUGUUUGAUUGAUUUGUUAAAUCUUCUUCUAUAAGAACACAGCUGUUAGCAAUGAGAUAAUUGAACUAGAGCGCCAGAGGGUUUCUAUUGAAGAACGCAAGAAAAACCUAAGGAAAUAUGAGCAAGACAAACUCAAAGAACAGAGCCAAUGAUUAACACAUACGCUAACUUUAGAGAUGAUGUUCUUCCCCGUAUUAAAAGACUUGGGUACAAUGCUGUUUAGAUCAUGGCUAUUCAAGAGCACUCAUAUUAUGCUAGCUUCGGGUACCAUGUGACAAACUUCUUUGCACCUAGUAGUCGCUUUGGAACCCCUGAUGACCUCAAGUCACUGAUAGAUAAGGCUCAUGAGUUGGGUAUACUUGUUCUUAUGGAUAUUGUGCACAUCCAUGCUUCUAAUAACGUGUUAGAUGGGCUGAACAUGUUUGAUGGAACUGAUGGUCAUUACUUCCACACGGGGUCAAAGGGUCACCACUCGGUGUGGGAUUCUCGUCUUUUUAAUUAUGGAAGCUGAGAAGUACCGAGGUAUCUUCUUCCAAAUGCAAGAUGGUGGCUAGAGGAGUAUAAGUUUGAUGGGUACAAAGUUGAUGGUGUGACUUCAAUGAUGUACAAGAUUUCCUUGAUUAAAUAAAUGUAUUAUAUCUUUUAUUACCAAGAUUUACUUGAUUAAGAAAAUGCAUUGUAUGUUUUAUUACCUUGCAUAUUUAUUAUUUAUUUUAGUUUUGAUUCUAAAUUUUUAUUUUUA
Messenger RNA from Gossypium raimondii (Peruvian cotton), 1403 nucleotides. RefSeq names its product 1,4-alpha-glucan-branching enzyme 1, chloroplastic/amyloplastic-like. Gene Ontology annotation, cellular component: cytoplasm. Bases 888 to 1172 code for a protein of 94 amino acids. Gene Ontology annotation, molecular function: 1,4-alpha-glucan branching enzyme activity. The record is from RefSeq and is a predicted model, not a curated record. Gene Ontology annotation, biological process: starch metabolic process. The transcript has 6 exons. NCBI's taxonomy places the organism in Eukaryota, Viridiplantae, Streptophyta, Magnoliopsida, Malvales, Malvaceae.